AUGGGGGCUAUGGCACUGAGCACGCUGCUCCUGCUGCUGGCGGCUGCCCCAGCCCCGACCCAGCCCCGCGCGGGAUCACACUCGAUGCGUUAUUUCCACACUGCCAUGUCCCGGCCCGGACUCAGGGAGCCCCGUUACAUGGAAGUUGGCUACGUGGAUGACACGCAGUUCGUGAGCUUCGACAGCGAUGCAGAGAAUCCGAGGAUGGAGCCACGCGCACCCUGGGUGGAGCAGCAAGUACCAGAGUAUUGGGAGCAGGAGAAAUGGAGAGCCAAGUACAAUGAGCAGGUUUUCAGAGUGAGACUGAGGAACUUUCUCAGCUACUACAACCAGAGUGAGGGCGGCUAUCACACCUACCAGUGGAUGUACGGCUGUCACGUGGGUUCAGACGGGAGCCUCCUCCGAGGGUACAUGCAGUACGCCUACGAUGGCCAGGAUUACAUUGCCCUGAAUGAAGACCUGAAAACGUGGACAGCAGCGGACGUGGUGGCCCAGAUCACCCAACGCAAGUGGGAGCAGACUGGUGAAGCAGAGAUACACAGGGCCUACCUGGAGGGCGAGUGCUUAAAGUGUCUCCACAGACACCUGGAACUCGGGAAGGAGACACUGCUGCGCUCAGAACCACCAAAAGCACAUGUAGCCCAUCAUCAAAGAGAAGAAGGCGAUGUCACCUUGAGGUGCUGGGCCCUGGGAUUCUACCCUGCUGACAUCACUCUGACCUGGCAGUUGAAUGGGGAGGACCUGACCCAGGACAUGGAGUUUGUGGAGACCAGGCCUUCAGGGGAUGGAAACUUCCAGAAGUGGGCAUCUGUGGUGGUGCCUCUGGGGAAGGAGCAGAAUUACACAUGCCAUGUGCAACAUGAGGGGCUGUCUGAGCCCCUCACCCUGAGAUGGGAGCCUCCUCCAUCCACUGACUCUAACAAGGUGAUCAUUGCUGUUCUGGCUGUACUUGGAACUGUGGCCAUAACUGGAGCUGUGGUGGCUUUUGUGAUGAAGAGGAAGAGAAAUACAGGCAGUAACAGCUUCCAGAGCUCUGAUAUAUCUCUCCCAGAUUUUAAAGGUGACACUCUGGGUCCUGACUAGGAAGGGGCAAUAUGGACAUGAUUGGGUUUCAGGGACUUUCAGAAUCCCCUGUGAGUGGUGGGUUGUUGGAAUGUUUUCUUCACAGUGAUGGUUCAUGACUCUUGUUCUCUAGCAUGAAGACAGCAGCCUGGAGUGGACUGAGUAACAGAAGAUGUGUUCAGUUUCUCCUGUGAUGUCCAGAGCCCUCAGAUUUAUUUAGACAACAGUGUCUGCUGAUCCCUGUGAGCCUGUGGGCUCAAUGUGAAGAAAAAUAGAGCUCAGUCUACCCUUGGACACAAGGUCCUUGUCUCUGUACUGCCUGUGUUCCCUUCCACAGCCAACCUUCCUGGUCUAGGGUGCAUCUGCAUCCUGUCAGCUUCAUGCUGCCCUGAGCUGCAGCUCCUCACUUGCACAUUGAGAAUAAGCAUCUGAAUGUGAACUUGAUUGUUUACAUGUUGACCUGAGGGUUGAUUGACAGGUAAAUAAGGGAUUGGAAAUACUUAGAGUUUGUGGAGGAAAUAAAUGGCAGAUGGAGAAGCUUCCAGAAUUGUGUCACUAUGUUGUGGGUAUCUGGUGAGACUGGAUAAGGCUGUGGGAACUGAAUGUAAAUAAGGAUGUGCCCAGAUGAGAUCCUUGUUAUCUAAGACAAGGUCACACUCAGCUCUGUCUCCUCCGGACUCUGUUCUCUUCAUCACUGUGAAGCACAGGCUGAGAGUCUAUGAUCACAGGGAGACUGAAUGGCCAGAGCCUUGUCCUGUCCACAAGAUUAUGAGCAGCCCAGGCUGCUGUCUUAACUGUGGCUCUUUACUUUGUUUUCUAUGUUUAUUUCUUGUGUUUUUAGUUUGUAUAGAGGAGUGGGCCUAUUCUUGUUCCUGAAAGUGCUUCCUGUAUGGUUUUCCUCAUAGAUGUCCAAGUGUGACAGCAGUAGGAGGUGUUGUUACCAUUCUUGUCCCCACCAGACACAACAAGGGUUCUUGUCUCAGGACACUUUGCCUACACAGAUGAACUAAGCUCUCCUGAGUUCCUGCCUCCUUCUAUGCUCCUCUAUUGAGUUCUCCCCAUUUUUCCCAUAUUUCCCCAGUUAACCCUGGAUUGCAGGAUCCACACAGAGAAGGGAUCCACAGGCUCUCAUGAAAGAUCUGGUCCUCUUGGACCUGUGCUGUGCCCAUGGCCCCUGUCCUUCCCUGGCUCCGAGGAUCCUGAUGCUGACUUUAGAGAAGACUCCAGGGUUGAUAGAAUGAGUCUACUUUAGAUUUAUGUUUAUUUUAAAAGCUGGUCCAGGGACCAAAUAGAUGGCCCAGGGCAGAGACAAACUGUGCUGCCCUGUAACUCUUAUCAUGGGGUUUUGCCUUCCACACUUUUACUGACAUGGAUGAGGUAUGAUCUGAUUGUAACAAGGAAACCAUGGUAGAAAUAAGUGACACACAUGUUUUUACUUCAUUUAUCUUUCUUUCCAUGGGAUGAAGAUCCUGUCGCACCUGGUGUGAAUCCUUUGCCUCCUCUGUCCAUGGUCCACACUGUUCACAAAACACAAGCCUGAGGUGCUCAGAGCAGACUCAGAUGUCAGAUGCACAGAUUCACUGUCCUAAUUCCUUGGUCGUUCUUUCUCUUAGCUCUGUUCAUCCCUCAUCUUCCACCAACAUGGGGGUGAACGCAGGGCAGUGGGGAGGCGGAGGAAAUAAAUCACAUCUAUUACAGUACCCUGUUGUCAGCAUUCUGCAUGCAACAGUUAAUCAUCUCUUACUGCAGUUGAUGUAGCAACCUUUUCAUAGGAGUGCGUACACAGUAACACAUAGAGUGCAGACAGGGUUUACCUCUGUACAGGGUUCAGACACAGGCUCAGACUAGGAAUCUUUUCCCCCACAGAAAAGGGGACUACUGUAAUGAAGGAAUUUGUGGCUACACGUGUUUGUUGAUAAGUGGUCUCAAGAUUUAAAUAUGUUAGACUGGAAAAGCAAGGGAAGCACUUGGGGAGGGCAGCAGGAGAGGCAGGACAGGGAGAUUAGAGGGCCAUGUUUUAUAUGUGUGUAAAUGCCACAAACUAGCUGAGCAUAGAGGUGUGCUGCUGACUCCAGAACCCCAUAGGGGGAUCCAGAAUCUUAGGGGUUCAAAGCUUGUUUCCUGCAGUCCCUGAUGCUGUGAGACAGAGGAGCUGGUGAGCACUCCUUCAGGAAAGGCUGCAUCCCCACACUCCUAGGACACCUAGGGCUCUGCCUGGGAACAUGCAGACACAGAGGAGCACCAUGUGAGAAGUGGUUGGGAAGAAGAGGAAUGGCACCUAAGCUGUCACUCACAGCUCACCCAGCUUAUUCUACAGGAGCUUUGUGUGUGCACAAGUUUUACAGGACAAAGAUAUUAUGGAUAAAUAUUUGCUUGCUGUACCAAGGACCCAUGAAUCAAGGGAACAGGAUACCUUAGGGUCUCAUCUUCUCCUUCCAGGGCACCCCGAUGUCCAUUCCUGCCACUGAGAAGGCUGGAAAAUGGCUCAGGAUUUGUCACAGGAGUUCUGUCACCCGCUGUCAUCAUUGCCUUCCCUGGAUGAACUGAGGUCACUGAGUCAGGAUGACAUCUUAGCUGCUGCUCCAGCCCCAUGUCUGCCUGCCUGCUUGCUGCCAUGCUCCCCACCAUGAUGAGAAUGUACUAAGCCACCGAAAUCAUAAGCACGCCCAGAUUAAAGGCUUUCUCUUUAAAAACUGCCUCAGUCAUGGUUGCUCUGCAUAGCAAUACCACAAUGUCUAAGACACAUCAUUUCGUAGUUUCUGUCAUCUAUGUCCCCAUCCAUUCAGCAGUCACCUCACCUUGAAGCAAGAUGGAUCCUAAUGCUCAUGAAGACCACACCCAAGGGACCAUCCCUGUUCCUCUGCUGAUGUCACUCUUCUGCUCAGCUCUGGCUCCUCAGAGCAGAUCAGCCUUGUUGGUAAACCUAGAACCAGACUACAAACUGCUCAGGAGAUUCAAAUUCCUGAGUUCAUAUAAAACUGACACAAACAUUUUAUAGAACUCUGAACUCAAAAAUACUGAAUCCUAAG
Molecule: messenger RNA, 4091 nt
Organism: Grammomys surdaster
Lineage: Eukaryota; Metazoa; Chordata; Mammalia; Rodentia; Muridae
Product: H-2 class I histocompatibility antigen, Q10 alpha chain-like
Exons: 7
Coding region: 1-1083 (360 amino acids)
Biological process (GO): immune response; antigen processing and presentation of endogenous peptide antigen via MHC class I via ER pathway, TAP-independent; antigen processing and presentation of endogenous peptide antigen via MHC class Ib
Cellular component (GO): external side of plasma membrane
Molecular function (GO): peptide antigen binding; signaling receptor binding
Source: RefSeq, a predicted model, not a curated record